UUUCUCUAUUCUCCCAGCUGUCGCGAUUAAAGAGGUGUCUUUGUUUACAUUUUUAAAAAAUGAACUACAAUGCCAAGCGGGUGAUGCGCCAAAGCUCGAUAUGCAUUGGGGGCUCCAACGAGCUGGCUUCGUCGCCGAUAAUGGUUGGACCUGCCCCGCCCUCGGCGCCCAGCACGCCGCAGUUGCAAACCACGGAGGACAUCAAGCCACUUCAUGUGCAGCAGCGCCAGGUGAUCCUGCUGCAGAGUGGCACCAAUCCGCAGAAUCCGUCGCCACAGCAGCAGGUGAACAUGCCAGGACAGAAUGCAGCCGGCGGGGCCAGUGGCAGUAACGCUUCUAACCAACAGAUUCCGGAUGAUGCGCCCGUCUCACUUCUCACGGAGAUUGCGGACAUCAUGCGGAGCUUUGGCGAUAGCGACCAGCCGAGAACGGCCAGCGUCAAGCUGGUGGAGCAAAUCCUGCAGCAGCAGCUGCGAGGCAUCUUCAAUGAGGCCUCCCUGGUGGCCAUGCGGCGCAAGCAGAAUCCUUGCCCCUCGCAGGCGGACUUCGAGUUCCUGAUGCGCAACCAUCCGGUGAAGAUAGCGCGCAUGCGAAAGCAUCUCAAGGAUAUGCGCAUACUCAAGCGGUUUCUCAGCAUCCGCACGGGAAGGCCGCAAGACUUCAUGGACGACUUAGAGCAGCAGGAGGAAGACGAGGAGCUGGCUAUCGAUGUGCACGAGCUGCACGACGAGGAUCGCAUGCGCCGGUUGUUCCGCGCCGAUCGCAUCUCGCAGAUCCUGACAGGGCAACAGUACCUGGAAUUUAACGAGGCGCGCAAGACUUCCUUCUACUGCCGCCACGGCGAGAAGAUCAAGAACAAGUUCCGGCGCUUUCUGGAUCUGCCCGCCGACCUGCGCAUCCCCACGCCCACAAUGAACAUCCUGGCCUAUUUGGCGCACGAGACCAUUGCCGCCAUUGUGGACUAUUCGAUUCUGACGCGUCUGAACUCUGGCAACCGCGUGACCGAGCCCUAUAGCCGAGUCACCUCCGCCGGCGGCAGUCCGGCCAUGAUGCACGUCUGUCCCGAGGUCACCCAGGGUCGCGGCAUGGAGGUGGUCAAGCCCAUCAGUGUCCCGGAGAUCCACGAGGCCAUGCGUCGCUUCCGGCAAAUGAGCAACCGGAAGAUUGGGCGCUAUCGCAACUCGUGCGACAUUGAUUUCCGGCGCAGCUUUCUAGCUAUUUAAGUUAUCACUAACAUUGUGCAAAAAAUAUGAAUGCCCUUGUUGAUAGGAGCUUAUGGCUUUUGUAUUCAUUGGCAAUAUAUAGUAACAUCCAUAGAAUUUUAACCAAAUUGUAGUAUUAGCUUGGCUAGAAGGAAAGAAGUUCCAACCUUAAUUUACUUGACUAUUAAUUUUAUAAAUCUGAUUUUUAUAUAGAUACAUACUUUUGUUUUUAACCCGUAACAUCAAAGCACCCAGUUACCAAUUUAUUAAAUGUUUAUUGUUUUAAACUA
Molecule: messenger RNA, 1492 nt
Organism: Drosophila subpulchrella
Lineage: Eukaryota; Metazoa; Arthropoda; Insecta; Diptera; Drosophilidae
Gene: Spt3
Product: transcription initiation protein SPT3 homolog
Exons: 1
Coding region: 60-1223 (387 amino acids)
Biological process (GO): transcription by RNA polymerase II
Molecular function (GO): transcription coactivator activity; protein heterodimerization activity
Source: RefSeq, a predicted model, not a curated record